AUGUUACAAUUACAAAAUACAAACCUUUCCAACUUCUUUACACUACAGGUUUUCGAAUCUACUUGUGACGUAGACAUCACUUAUUUCUCUUUUGACAGUCAAGAAUGCGAACUGAAAUUUAUCGCCUGGAGUUAUUCUAAGGCGGAGGUGGAGUUAAACAAAGGCGCUAGGGGCGUUAUCCUGGUGGAGUACUCUCCGAACGCUGUAUGGAAUAUUGAUUCCACAUCAGCGCUUGAAAGAAACACUGGUGAAUCAUCUGUCACAUUCACUAUCAAACUGAAGAGAAAACCGGGAUUUUACGUCAUAAAUAUAAUUAUUCCAGUUAUUCUUCUUUCGGUUCUGAACAUAUUAACAGGCGAGAGGGUGUCAUAUGCAGUGACCGUCUUUUUGUCUCUGGCUGUCUUCCUGACGAUCGUUUCAGAAGAACUUCCAACAAACUCAGACGUCAUUUCCAUUUUAUCAUUAUAUCUGACGGCGAUGAUAACGCUCAGUACAGUAAUUGUCUUGAUUUGUAUUUUAGAGUUACGUCUAGCUACACGCACUGUGGAGGAAUAUCCAAUUAACAAACUUUUUAUGACAGUUUACAAGGUCUCUUUGUUCUUACAGUGUAGGAAGAGGAAAGAUCAAAUCAAACCUGCCAAAAUGUCUGAAACAAAUUCGAAAAAGAAACUAAAGAAAGAAGAUGAGUUCAAUCCAGACAGAAAAAAGUUUCAAGAAACAUGGAUGAAAAUUGUAAGCGCCAUGGGCUACCUGUUGUUUUGGAUUUUUCUGUUGCUGACGUUCAUACUGACACUUGUGUUAUUUCUGAUUUGUGCAAAUAACUAA
Mercenaria mercenaria is the source of this 825-nucleotide messenger RNA. RefSeq names its product neuronal acetylcholine receptor subunit alpha-6-like. NCBI's taxonomy places the organism in Eukaryota, Metazoa, Mollusca, Bivalvia, Venerida, Veneridae. Gene Ontology annotation, biological process: chemical synaptic transmission; nervous system process; monoatomic ion transmembrane transport. The record is from RefSeq and is a predicted model, not a curated record. The transcript has a single exon. Gene Ontology annotation, cellular component: membrane; neuron projection; synapse. Bases 1 to 825 code for a protein of 274 amino acids. Gene Ontology annotation, molecular function: extracellular ligand-gated monoatomic ion channel activity; transmembrane signaling receptor activity; neurotransmitter receptor activity.